This is a messenger RNA of Loxodonta africana (African savanna elephant), 1136 nucleotides long. Its product is annotated as olfactory receptor 8K3-like. Gene Ontology annotation, cellular component: membrane. NCBI's taxonomy places the organism in Eukaryota, Metazoa, Chordata, Mammalia, Proboscidea, Elephantidae. Bases 148 to 1134 code for a protein of 328 amino acids. Gene Ontology annotation, biological process: G protein-coupled receptor signaling pathway; sensory perception of smell. The transcript has a single exon. Gene Ontology annotation, molecular function: odorant binding; olfactory receptor activity; G protein-coupled receptor activity. The record is from RefSeq and is a predicted model, not a curated record.
GGAAGUUGUAUAUGUAUUCAAAUAUCCUAAAAUGAAAACUUUGAAUUUACAUUAUAUAUACUGGCUUUGUAUACUGAAAACCUACCAGAUGAUACUACAUAAAAGCUAUUGAUGAUGCUCAUGUCUCUUUCAACAAUAGGUUUCUAGAUGGACAAACAUAAUCUAACAGUGCUCAAUGAAUUCAUUCUGACGGGAAUCACAGACCUCACAGAGCUGCAGGCGCCAUUGUUUGGGCUGUUCCUCAUCAUCUACAUGAUCUCAGUGGUGGGCAACAUGGGCAUCAUCAUCCUCACCAAGAUGGACUCCAAGCUACAAACUCCCAUGUACUUUUUUCUCAGACACCUGGCUGUCAUUGAUCUUGGUUAUUCAACAGCCGUGGGACCCAAAAUGCUAGUCAAUUUUGUGGUCAAUGAAAACACAAUCUCCUAUUAUUUUUGUGCUAUGCAGCUAGCUUUCUUUAUUAUGUUUAUAACUAGUGAAUUUUUCAUUCUGUCAGCAAUGUCCUAUGACCGCUAUGUGGCCAUCUGUAACCCUCUGCUCUACACAGUCAUCAUGUCACAGAGGGCGUGUUGGGUAUUGGUUUCAAUCACCUAUCUCUACAGCACAUUUGUUUCUCUUCUGGUCACCAUAAAGAUUUUUAAUUUAUCCUUCUGUGGCUACAGUGUCAUCAGGCAUUUCUACUGUGAUGGUCUUCCCUUGGUAUCUUUGCUCUGCUCAAACACACUUGAAAUCAAGUUAAUCAUUCUUGCCUUAGCAGCUUUUGAUUUGAUGUCAUCCCUCCUAACAGUUCUUGUUUCUUACAUACUGAUCAUUGUAGCCAUUCUCAGGAUGAACUCAGCUGAGGGCAGGCGAAAGACUUUCUCCACCUGUGGAUCCCACCUGACUGUGGUGGUAAUGUUCUAUGGGACUUUAAUCUUCAUGUACGUGCAGCCCAAAUCCAGUCAUUCCUUUGACACUAAUAAAGUGGCUUCCAUAUUUUAUACCUUGGUUGUUCCCAUGUUGAAUCCCUUGAUCUAUAGUUUGAGGAAUAAAGAUGUAAAAUAUGCCUUACAUAGGACUUUAGGACAACUAUGCAAUUUAUUUUCUCAAAGGUUACUAUAUUAUAUGAUUCAUAAAUUAUGUCAUGGGCUUUAAAC